Molecule: messenger RNA, 1950 nt
Organism: Argentina anserina (silverweed cinquefoil)
Lineage: Eukaryota; Viridiplantae; Streptophyta; Magnoliopsida; Rosales; Rosaceae
Exons: 16
Coding region: 76-1779 (567 amino acids)
Biological process (GO): peptidyl-lysine monomethylation
Molecular function (GO): protein-lysine N-methyltransferase activity; protein binding
Source: RefSeq, a predicted model, not a curated record
CUUGAGCUUUUUGCUCUGUUGCUUAAACCCUUCACACUCUUUUGGGUCUCUCUCUCAGAAUCACACAAAGAAGCAAUGGCGGGUUCACAAGAAGACGAGAAGCUUGAACACUUUCUGCGGUGGUUAGAGGUUAAUGGGGUGGAGCUACGUGGGUGCAAUAUCAAAUACUCGGAAUCUGAUAAAGGGUUUGGCAUUUUUGCUGCUAAUGAUGUUUCUGAUGGGGUUUUACUGGUUGUGCCUCUGGAUUUAGCAAUAACUCCUAUGAGAGUUUUGCAAGAUCCACUUCUUGGACCUGAAUGUAGAGCAAUGUUCGAAGAAGGAGAUGUAGAUGAUAGGUUCUUGAUGGUUUUGUAUCUGACAGUGGAGCGCCUCCGCAAGAAUUCUUCUUGGAAGCCGUACCUUGAAAUGCUUCCCACCACAUUUGGCAAUCCACUUUGGUUUACUGAUGAUGAGCUUUUGGAGCUAAAUGGAACAGCGUUGUACCGAGCAACUGAACUGCAGAAGAAAAGCUUGCGGUCUUUAUACGAUGAUAAAUUGAAGGCUCUGAUGGAUAAACUGUUAAAUCUGGAUGGUGAUUUUGAAAGGGAUGUGUGCUUUGAAGAUUUUGUGUGGGCAAAUUCUAUAUUUUGGGCUCGUGCUUUGAAUAUUCCCCUUCCACAUACCUAUGUAUUUCCAGAAGUUGAGGAGGACAAGAAUUGUGGUGUUUCAAAUGGAAAAAUCUCUGACGAAUCUACAACUUAUAUGAUUAAUGACAUUAAUGAUAAAGAAUCUCAGGUUGACGGGGCUGAUAUUCUAGUUGAUGGAGUGGCAUCCAUAUCAAAACAAAAAGAUACUGUCUGGGUGGAGGGUCUUGUUCCUGGCAUCGACUUUUGUAACCAUGGUUUAAAGCCAGCAGCAACGUGGGAAGUUGAUGGAACAGGAUCGUCAACUCGGGUUCCUUUUUCUAUGUAUCUUCUUUCUGCUGGACAACCGUUGGAGACUGGUGAAGAAAUUUCCAUAAGUUAUGGUAACAAAGCAAAUGAGGAACUACUACAUCUUUAUGGGUUUGUUCUGGAUGGCAAUCCCGAUGACUAUCUCAUGGUCCAUUAUCCGGUACAAGCCCUGCAAAAUGUUUCAUUUUCUGAAUCGAAAGCACAGCUUCUUGAAGCACAGAAGGCCGAAAUGAGGUGUCUCUUACCUAGAACUUUGUUGGAUCAUGGCUUUUUCCCGGUUGGCAUCUCAACUGGUGAAGGAAGCCAUAAGGGCCAACUGGACCGUGUUUGUAGCUAUAGUUGGAGUGGUCAGCGGAAGAUGCCAUCAUAUUUGAACAAGUUGGUUUUUCCCGAAAACUUUUUAACCACUUUGAGGACCAUAGCCAUGAAAGAGGAUGAGCUUUUCCAGGUUUCAUCAUUGCUGGAAGAGCUUGUUACGUCUGGAGGGGGCAGACAACCAUCUGAUUCAGAAGUUCGAGCAGCCAUAUGGGAGGCUUGUGGUGACUCUGGAGCUUUGCAAAUGCUUGUUGAUCUUCUUACUAUGAGGAUGGUGGAUCUUCAAGAUGGUUCUGGUACAGAGGACAGUGACACUAACUUGCUCAAAAAUGCACGCAUUAGUGAAACCCGAACUCUGCAAUCAGUGCAUGUCAACGAUUUGAGUGAGAUAAAUGGCAUUCAACAACCGCAAUUGAUGAGCAGAAACAAGUGGUCUAGUAUAGUUUACAGACGAGGGCAGAAGCAACUCACUCGAUUAUUCCUCAAGGAAGCAGAGCAUGCCUUGCAAUUAUCUUUGCAUGAGGGAAACUAACUUUUGAUACAUUUUAGCUUGCUUCAUAAAUUAGUCCUUGCAAGGCUUAUGAUUUGUGGUGUCUCUGUCUAACUAUUUCAUUUUGAGCUUCUAAUUUCUCUAGUGUAAAUAAAGGUAGGCCAAAGUUAUAUCCACUAACAUUCUUGCUUCAUAAGCGAACGGAUUUCCUUU